This is a messenger RNA of Rosa rugosa (rugosa rose), 1086 nucleotides long. Its product is annotated as annexin Gh1-like. Gene Ontology annotation, molecular function: calcium-dependent phospholipid binding; calcium ion binding. The record is from RefSeq and is a predicted model, not a curated record. Lineage: Eukaryota; Viridiplantae; Streptophyta; Magnoliopsida; Rosales; Rosaceae. Bases 83 to 592 code for a protein of 169 amino acids. The transcript is spliced from 4 exons. Gene Ontology annotation, cellular component: cytosol; cytoplasm.
UAAAACCGAAACCUCCAGAGUCUCUCUUUGCAUCACUAGUCUCACUUCUUAUUACAAACACAUACACACAGUAGGAAAAAACAUGGCGACUCUUCAAGUACCAGCAUGCGUUCCUUCUCCUGCUGAGGACUCUGAGCAGCUCAAGAAGGCUUUUGAAGGAUGGGGCACAAAUGAGGGCUUGAUCAUUUCUAUAUGGGCUCAUAGGAAUGCUGAUCAGAGGAGACUAAUUCAGCAGACUUAUGCUGAAACUUAUGGGGAGGAUCUUCUCAAGGCACUGGACAAAGAACUCACAAGUGAUUUUGAGCGCGCUUUGCUGCUAUGGACGCUGCAUCCUUCCGAGCGUGAUGCAGCUUUGGCUAAUGAGGCUACAAAGCGGUUCACUUCAAGCAAUUGGGUUCUCAUGGAAAUAGCUUGUUCUAGAUCUUCACAUGAACUACACCUGGUAAAGCAGGCUUACCAUGCUAAGUUCAAGAAAUCCCUUGAAGAGGAUGUUGCAUUUCAUACGUCUGGAGACUUCCGCAAGGUGAGUCAACUCGUGAGGCAAGGUACCUUGGAAACUGUUAUUUUGGAUGUCCAGAUCAACAAGGAAUGAUAAGUUGCCUAGCUCAGGAGGAAUGGUGCUCACGAGACCAAAGUAAGAGAGGUUCAACUCUGCGACUCGAUGAUGACGUGCACCACAAAUGACGCCAACCCAGUUGCAAAUAGGGGUGGUGGUUAACCAGUUGGUAAAGAUCAUGUUUUGAGGGUCACUAGUGAUAUGGGCUUUUGGAGCAAGAAGAGCAGACCGGUCUGUGGUGAUGUUAAGGUUGGUUUGCAUUGCCAUAGUUAAGCAGCUAGCCGCCUCACAAUAGAUCAAGUAUACCAGGAAGAACCAAGUAACUCUUUCCAUUAUUUGAAUAAUGGAUAUGCAAAGUGUGUGGAAUUGUUCAAUGUGGAGAGUUACAAGAGAAAUUGUGUGGAGAUACUUUAAUAUAUACACACACACACACACACACACACACAUGCUACUAAUUCAGAGAGGUUGCUUACUUUUCGAUCAACAUAUGCAAACUCACAGCAUGUCCAAAGACUUAGACUACCACAUAG